AUGUUGACAUCUUCACUUUCCUCUGGUCAAAGCUUUCCCCGUUCUAUUUCUGGUACUGCUACAGUUCGGGUGAAAAGAAUUUUCAAAGGUUUCAAUAUUAUCGGUGGUAGGAAGAAAAUAGCCAUUUAUGGGUUAGGCAACGUACAGAUCUGCCGGAGUAUUCUGCAUGAACGAGAAACGAAGAUAAUCCUCUUAAAUGAGCUUAAUGGAUUGUUUUAUCUUAAUUCAUCAUUGGUUCCCAUUAAUCUAAAUAUUCUCGAUCAGCUCAAUGCUCAUUUUCAAGCAAAAUGUGAAGAAGUACGAUGUCCAUAUGGCGCUAAAUGUCGGCCAAAUAGCGGUAAAUGUGAAUGUCGUUCGUUUUGUAAUACAGCUGGACCAGCGGUAUGUGGUUCGGAUAAUGUGAGUUAUCUUAGUGAAUGUCAUCUUGCAGUGCGUUCGUGUUUUGCGCGUUCGGAAGAAAAAUCGGAAAUCCGAGUUAAACAAAUUGGUGCAUGUGAAAAGCGUAAUCCUUGCGAAGAUUUGCGAUGUGGACCUGGUGAGCAAUGUGUGAUAUCGGAGAAUGGAAACGGUUAUAUCUCAGCGCAUUGUGUCUGCCCAGAACAGUGUGAUAAUUUUGGUGACAGUGUUGAAUCAUCACCUGUUUGCUCUAAUGACGGAACCGAUUAUCCAUCUUUAUGUCAUCUCCGAGCACAUGCAUGUAAAACAAAGCAUAAUGAAAGUAUAAAAUACUAUGGUAAAUGCGAUCCUUGCAAAGAUUUCAUUUGCUCCGCAGGUACAAUAUGCAAGGUAACAACGGAUAGACGUAUUGAAUGUCGUUGUUCACAACAAUGUCCAUUGCAUUCUGAUCCUGUUUGUGCUACUGAUGGCAAUACGUAUGAAAAUGAAUGUUUAAUGUCGGUGUCAGCAUGUCGUCAUGAUAACGAACUUCUGAUUUAUCACAAAGGACGAUGUAAAGGUUUGUUCUUCUGCAGUUUUUCGUUCUCUUCAAGGAAUUAG
This is a messenger RNA of Cercopithifilaria johnstoni, 996 nucleotides long. The record is from the annotation of a GenBank genome assembly. NCBI's taxonomy places the organism in Eukaryota, Metazoa, Nematoda, Chromadorea, Rhabditida, Onchocercidae.